Molecule: messenger RNA, 1779 nt
Organism: Onthophagus taurus
Lineage: Eukaryota; Metazoa; Arthropoda; Insecta; Coleoptera; Scarabaeidae
Gene: scro
Product: scarecrow
Biological process (GO): cell differentiation; regulation of transcription by RNA polymerase II
Cellular component (GO): nucleus
Molecular function (GO): RNA polymerase II cis-regulatory region sequence-specific DNA binding; DNA-binding transcription factor activity, RNA polymerase II-specific
Source: RefSeq, a predicted model, not a curated record
CGCUUAGGCAAGUUAAGCGCUCUUCGUGCCUAAAGAGUCUUACAUCAAGAGCGCCCUGAAGAGUGCUAUACCUCGAUCGCUGAUUUAUUUAUAUAGUUAGUCGGUUUGUUUAUUGAAUUCGGGUGUCCCGGAUAUCGGGUUCCGGUCGAGUUCCGCGGACGAAGUGAAGAGGCGUCCCUGGUGCGUCGGGACGCCUUUAUGGGACGCUGACGUUGACGGCGGUGCUGUUGGGUUCGGGAGCGGACCUGGAGUCGAUGAGUGCGGGGGGCAGCUACGGGGAAGGUCCCGUGGUCCAGGACCGGGCUGAUUUACACGGCCUACUACCCGAGCUCAAUGGCGUCGAACUGGCGAUGAGCCUUAGCCCCAAACACAACCAAGGAGGACAAGUACUCAGCCAUCUUCAACAGUUACACCACCACUCGACGCCAUUCAGUGUUACGGACAUUCUUAGUCCAAUUGAGGAAUCUUAUAGGAAAUUGGAAUUGGCAACUAAUCCACCGUCGCCUUACAGAUCAACGUCUUCGGGGAGCAGUAUUAAUUCACCGGGAGCUAUAGGAACUUCGGGAAUUCCCACAAGCAGUUGCGGAGGCGCCAUGAACGGCGGUUAUCCUGUCAUGGGCCAAUUUGGCGGUGGUCAAUACUGCCCUGUUUCAGAAAAUUUGGGUUUAGCUCCACAUUAUUCCCCAGGAUGGUACCAAAGUUCUGCAGCUGACCCACGAUUCGCAAUUUCCAGGCUGAUGGGCAGCACGGCCUCGGCGGCGAACAUGGGGCACGGUCUCAACACGGGAAUGCCCGGCCUGGGCGCUUGCGCAGUACCGGACUCAAAACCCAUGCAAUUCCCCCUGGCACAACGCCGGAAGAGGCGGGUCCUCUUCACUCAAGCACAGGUUUAUGAACUAGAAAGGCGAUUCAAACAACAAAAAUAUCUAUCAGCCCCCGAAAGAGAACACUUGGCAUCCUUAAUUCAUUUAACGCCAACGCAGGUGAAAAUAUGGUUCCAGAACCACAGGUACAAGUGCAAAAGGCAGGCGAAGGAGAAGGCGAUGGCCGAACAGAACCAACACAACCAGUCGUCCAGUUCACCGCGUAGGGUGGCCGUGCCGGUUUUAGUCAAGGACGGAAAACCCUGCUCCGGCGGCUCAAACAAUCAAAACACCACGACGGUUUCUUCAUCAGAAAUUUCAAGACAACAACAGUCUCCGGUCUGUCCACCGCAACAACAAACCCAGUGUAUGGCUAACGGUGGAUUAGCGAUGGCUUAUCGUCAACAAAGUAAUUACCAGCAACAGUGCGGGACGUACUUACCACUACAAGCGAGGGCUUGGUAGUAUAAUUAGCUGGGAAUUAACUUUGUAGAUAUGUAAUAUAUUUAAAAUGUGUAUCAUCUUUCCUUUUUGUUUGGAACUAUAGAAAAAGCCUUUUUUUUACGUUUUUCUAAAGCGUGCAAUUGUAUACGAGGAACGAAACGAUUAAGAAAUGGAGCUUCUGUAACUGCGCGUAAAUCCCCCGAAAUGUAUAAUGUAUAAAUUAUCGAUUACAACCGAUUGUACAUAUUAAUUUAUCUGACAAUGAGUUUAGCGUGUAAUUUCUAUUAAGAUGAUAAUGAAGGCCGAUGAUAAUUUCCACGGUAUUAAAAUUGUAAGAUACCUAGUUGAUAAAUACGAAAUCUAUUUAUAACCGUAAGUAGUGAAAAGAAGAGACAUCCUUAUUGUAACACCCAACCCGUAGAUGUGUUUUUAAAAAUUCUAAAAUUAAAUAAAACGUAUGUACAAAUUAUCA